AUGUGCGAACUUAAAUACAUCAAUGUUGACAUCUACGGGAAAUGUGGGAAUCUCUCUUGCCCUCGCUCUCAGUUUGACCAAUGCCAAGACAUUCUGAAGACGUACAGAUUCUACCUGUCCUUUGAGAACUCUUUCUGCCAGGACUACGUGUCGGAAAAACUCCUCCUGCUCUAUAAACAGCGCAAUCACGUGAUCCCUGUAAUCGGCCGGGAACUAGGGGUUUACCUGAAGGAGCUGGGUUCCAAUCCCGACCGUUACGCCAAGGUGCUGAAGGAAGUAGACAAGCUGACUGGGUUGGGUCACUUCAUCGACUGGUGCGACAUCUGUGAGAAAAUUAACACCGUCACCGCGAGCAAGAAGAUCCCAGACAUCAAGGCCUGGUCACAUGAAGGGAAAUGCCAUCCGCCGAAAGAUGUCUAG
This is a messenger RNA of Aplysia californica (California sea hare), 420 nucleotides long. Its product is annotated as glycoprotein 3-alpha-L-fucosyltransferase A-like. The coding region runs from base 1 to 420 and encodes 139 amino acids. The record is from RefSeq and is a predicted model, not a curated record. The transcript is spliced from 3 exons. Gene Ontology annotation, cellular component: membrane. Lineage: Eukaryota; Metazoa; Mollusca; Gastropoda; Aplysiida; Aplysiidae. Gene Ontology annotation, molecular function: alpha-(1->3)-fucosyltransferase activity.